CCUAUUACCCAUGUAUAACAUAAAUGGUUAUCCUUUUUUUUUCUUUGAAGAUAAACUAUACGUAUAGGCUACUAGAAAGGGAAAAAAUGUUGUUUUCACCAUAAACUUCCGUGGCUGUUGGUUGCCACAGUGAUAUAGACUUGAAAGCGCCCAUCUUUUCAUGUCUAUUGACAUUGAUAGUUGAUAUAUCACUUGGGCUGUUCAUGUCCUCUUUUGACCCCCUAUUUCUCUCCUCUGCUUGCUUCAUCAUUGUCAAGCACUGUGUUGAAGUAGAACUAACGCUAAACCAAAGCAAAAGACCCCUUAAAAGAGAGAAGAAAAAAAAAACCACCUCACACAAAACAAUGGGGUCUCUUGGAGCUGAAACUGCAAAGAAGAAAGCAAUGUGGCUCUAUCCUAAAGUUUCAGGUUUUAGUCCUUCUGAGAGAUGGGGGCACUCUGCCUGCUAUUCUAAUGGGGUUGUUUAUGUUUUUGGGGGUUGUUGCGGAGGUCUACAUUUCAGUGAUGUUCUUAUGCUAAAUCUCAACACAAUGGUUUGGAACACUCUGGAAACCACAGGGCAGGGUCCUGGCCCUAGAGAUAGCCACAGUGCUGUUCUUGUAGGGACUAAAAUGAUGGUAUUUGGGGGCACCAAUGGUUCUAAGAAGGUUAAUGAUCUUCAUGUAUUAGACCUUGCAUCAAAAGAGUGGAUGCGAGCUGAAUGCUAUGGUGUUGCACCUUCUCCUCGUGAAAGUCAUACUGCCACACUUAUCAGCGAAGAUAAGGUAGUGAUUUUUGGAGGAAGUGGUGAAGGUGAAGCAAAUUACUUGAAUGAUUUGCAUGUUCUGGACCUUAGGACUAUGAGAUGGAGUUCACCUCAGGUGAGAGGUCAUAUCCCUGUCCCUAGGGACAGUCACAGUGCUGUUGCAAUAGGGAACAAGCUCGUUGUGUAUGGUGGGGACUGUGGUGAUCGAUAUCAUGGAGAUGUUGACAUGUUUGACAUGGACACUUCAACUUGGUCAAGGUUGGCUGUUCAAGGCUCUUUACCCGGUGUUAGAGCAGGUCAUGCUGCAGUGAAUAUUGGAACAAAGGUUUUCAUUAUUGGAGGAGUGGGAGAUAAACAUUACUACAAUGAUGUUUGGGUCCUAGACGUGAAUGCUUGUUGUUGGGCUCAACUAGAUUUAUGCGGCCAGCAGCCUCAAGGGCGGUUUUCUCAUACUGCUGUUUUCACAGAAUCAGAUAUUGCUAUCUACGGAGGGUGUGGGGAGGACGAGCGGCCAAUCAAUGAGUUACUGGUUUUACAACUUGGAACACAGCAUCCUAAUGGUCGAUAUAACAUUUCCAUGUGCAAAACUUUUGGAAGCCAUUGGAACCAAGAAAAAAGAAGAUUCUUAAGAUUAGCACCAAAUGACUUGCAGAAAACUAUCUAUUUUGGGGAUAUUGAAGUAGCAAAGCAGGGAGCUCAUGAACCAGAACAAGAAGCAAAGCACUCUUCUCGAUUCAGUUCAGAUACUUCAAAUCCAAAGAGGAGAAGAACUGCCAAUUCAAAGGCAUGGGAGGUUGAAUCAGAGCAAGAAGAACAUUCCCUUUCACUCUCGCAGCAUUCAUCUCCUUCACAAUCUGAUCAAGAACAAGCCCCAGCACAAAAGCCCACAGGCUCCACAGGGUCUCAAGGACUUAACCUGUUUAAGCAGUUCCAUCAUAUUCCAAGCAAUUCUCAGCCUAAAAAUUUUCCAAAUAACCAUAAGGAGAUCAGAUAUAUGGUCCAAAAAACUCAACAAGAUCUGCAGUUUAUAAGAGAACAUCAAAACCUUCAAAAACCAGAACAAUAUCGUCAUGUUGUUCAUACUGGCAAACAAGGAACGCAAUACCCAUCUGUGGAACAGAAACACUUGGAGGCAGGGCCUAUUUACAACCUGCUUGGUGCCGAAGUUCGUGGUAAAGUUGAUGGAGCCUUCGACGCAGGUUUCCUGAUGACAGCAACUGUUAAUGGGAAGAUAUUCAGAGGGGUCUUAUUUGCACCUGGGACGGGAGUAAUCUCGAGAGGGCCAAUGCUUGCUCAAAGUCCUGCAUUAACAAGCCAGGUUGCUGCUGCUCAGCCAUUUCUCAGCUCAAGUAAUUCAGAAUCCUUGAAGGCCUCUCAGCCACCAACAAUGCGUAUUCCGCUAGAAUCCAGUCACAGCACUCGACAAGCUCAAGUAAAUGGACAUAUGGUCACUAGAGCUACUUCAUCUGCAGCAAAAGAUCCAAAGCUAAGAAGUGAUCUUCGAGAUGUGGUUCUAACACUAGGAGGACCUGGAACUGGCCAUGUCUGACGUUUUACUGAAAUAUAAAAACCUGCUUGUUGGCAUCAAAUUAUAACCCUUAUUUUGAUAAAAAUAUAUAUGGUAGCCCUUCUUACUCUUUGCUUUAUCAUGUAAAUGUUGAUAUAUGUAUUUUUUUUUCCUUUUUUCUUUUCCCUCUUAAAAGAUGGUUAUUGUAUAUCAGGCUUUUAUGAUUAAGCUGAUUGUGUUUGAGCAUCAGUUUGUUUUGUUCACCUUUUUCCAUUUAGCCUUGGCCUAAAUGGUCAUAUGAAA
This is a messenger RNA of Durio zibethinus, 2555 nucleotides long. The record is from RefSeq and is a predicted model, not a curated record. NCBI's taxonomy places the organism in Eukaryota, Viridiplantae, Streptophyta, Magnoliopsida, Malvales, Malvaceae.